GGAUGGCGGCGCCGGCAGCCCGGCGGGGGCGGGGUCUCCCGGGUCGCGGUCGCCGGCGCGUCUACUCGCGGUGGCCCAGCGCCACGGCCAUGUACUGGCGCCGCGCAGCACUGGUGGGGACGCGGUUUGUCCGGAGCGGGAGCAGGUCGGCGGGCCGGCUCGAGGGGGCAGCGGGAGUUUCGGCGUCUGGGAUGGGGAACAGCACAUCGUCAUCUUUGGGGAACACAGCAACUACUCCCAUGAAUCAGAUCCAAGAAACCAUUUCUAAUAAUUGCGUGGUGAUUUUCUCCAAAACUUCUUGUUCUUACUGUACGAUGGCAAAAAAACUUUUCCACGACAUGAAUGUAAACUAUAAAGUGGUGGAAUUGGACACGCUUGAACACGGAAGCCAGCUUCAAGACGCUCUUCACAAAAUGACCGGUGAAAGAACUGUGCCAAGAAUAUUUGUCAAUGGAACUUUUAUUGGCGGUGCAACUGACAUUCACAGGCUUCACAAAGAAGGGAGGUUGCUUCCACUGGUUCAGCAGUGUUACCUAAAAAAAAGUACAGCAGGACUAGAAAAACAGAAGACAAAAAUGUCAGAAGAAAGGAAUUUUAAAAGAGAAAAAAAAAAAGGUAUAGAAGGAAUCUUCCAACAAAUAAGGGACUAGGGAGCAAGUAACUGGGAUAUAUACUAAAUUAAACGCAUACAACUAAUGAAAUAGUUUAACUUAUCUUUUUUGUAAUUCUCCCUUGUGCAUGUUUACAUUGAAGCUAUCUGACAUUUCCCUAGAGGGGAUAUAGCCUUAAUGAAUCACCCAAGUCUGUGGUAUUACAAGACUAGAAUUUUUCAUUUGUGAUUACUAACUGUAAGAGACUCAUCAAGAGAUCUGUGGGUAUAUCAUCUUUAGGUCAAAUUGAAAUAAGUCCAAUAAGUGAUCACAAUCAUUUCCCUUUAAUUAUUGUUUAGAUGUAGCUUUACUGUGCUUCUAAAGAUGUUUCUUACUUGUCAGAUCCUCAAAUUUAUUCAGAAAUUCUAUCUUAAAUUUCCAAAAUAAUUUUAAAUUGUUUUGCAGAAAAAAAUCCUGAUUAACUGAUAUUCUAUUGUUUGUAGAUUUACCUAUUAUUUUAAAAGAUUAAGCAAAUGUUUGUAAGACCAUCUUCUCAUUUAGAGUAUGAGUUAGUUUUUCUUGAUCUAUCUAAUGGAAUAUAUUCCUUCUUUCUCUUAUCAGAGAAUAGUGACUUCUUUAGUCAUUACCUUUACUGUUAAAAUUUUUCUUCCACAUUUUCCCAUUCAGAACAGGAGUGUUUAAAAAAAUUAUUGAGCCUACUGAGCUGUUUUUCUAAAACAUUUUAUCUUUCAAAACAUAUAUCUUAUUAAAAGUGUUUUUAAUUUUUUUAAAAAGUUCUAAUUUCUUUGCAAGCCUUCUUCCCAAUUUCAAGUUUUAUACAGAUAAAAAAUCAUUGAUUCUUCUAUGAUCCAAGCAUCAGAUAUGUUACUUUUUAAGGAUAGCAAAAUUGAAGCACACAGGUUAAGGUGGUUGUCUACAGUCACACAUUAAGUUAGAUAAAGCAAAAGAGGCUCCAGAGGGGCACAAAUCCCACGCACUAGUGUCCUCCUCACCAAUAUUUCCUAAAAUGGUUACUAAACUAAAUAAUACCUAAGUGUUAAUAAGUGGAAUUUCCGAGAAAUUUCAACUAACAGGGAUAGGGUAGGAUCAUAAGAUUCAGUUUUGUUUUACUAAUUACAACUAUAUCCUGAAAAUAUUUACAUAUUUUCUAGGAAAUAAAGUUUACUUUUCUCAAGAUUGUUUUUUAGAAGCAACAUUUUCCUAAUCAGCAGUAAUGCUAGAAGUAAUUCAGAAAAUAAAACUUCUUUAUCACUUGAGUACAUUUUAUUCAUAAUGAGGUAAAGUCUUUUUAUUCUUUCUAUAUGACUAUGUUAUAUAGCAAUACAGGUAAUUAAGACAUUAAUUGUGCUUGAGGGUUACUAUGAACUACAGAAGUAUACAUGUUCACAAGUUCUGUUUUUCUACUCCUAAAGCAAUCACGUAUAUACAUUAUUUCCUAAUACCUAAAAAGAUAAAAGUCUUGAAUAAUUCUGUUUAAUCACCUACUCUUGUAAGUCAAUGUCUUCCCAUUUUGUGGGGAAAUGAACACUGGAAUGGGAAUGAAGAGACCAAGGUUUCUAGAUCCACUAGAUCUAGGGCUCCAAAGUCACACUCUCUCAGACCAUGGAUCCCUAACCUAACUCAAACAAUUACCUUUUAAAUUUCUAAGGUUUCUUCCAGCUCGAAAGCUCCAUGAUUUGAAAAUAAAGCUACCUUCAGUGCUGGCUUUUAGUUUUUUCUUUCUCAAAUCUUACCAUUUAAUAGACUUAUCUAUGUGACUUCAAAAAAGUCACAUCUAAUCUUACUUCUCUGGUGGAUUUAAUAUUAGUUCCUGAACAUAGCUGUCUAAAAACAAUAUAGAAAGUGUUUAACUGAAGGAAAUAAACGUUUAUACUAUAUUCCACUUAACAUUUCUAUUAGGAAUAAAAAGUUAGAUCAUGUUACAAUUUUUAAUUUAAGAAGAUUUUGGGUUUACUUAAAGAAUUCAAGUACUAUUACAAAAUUCUGUUAGGUUCUUUAAACUUUAAAUUCAAUCUGAACAUAAAUUUUAAUGUAUCAAAGUAGCUAACAUGUCAAAUCCAAUGCCUGACAGAGGAUAAAAAAACAAAGAUAUCAGAAGCCAUGUAUUUUUUUUUGGGGGGUGGGGUAGUAGUGCUACUAGCUUUGCUGACAAAAAAAUCAGGUAAAUCAUAAUAUUUACAAAUUGCUACCAGUGGCCUUGAAGGAAGAGCUACAUAUCAGACAAGGCCAGCAUUAAUAUGUCAAAUAAGUUUGAAAGGAACGUUGUCUUGUUACGCCCAGAGCCCAAAUUUCUCAUGAAACAGAAGACAAUAUACAAACUUUAACAUUACUUAAGUCCCCUGCCCCGCAAAACAUAAAACCUCUAACCCCCAAGCACGUGAAAGUAUAAUUUACAUUUACUAGUUUGACUUUCAUAUAAUAUUGAGAAGGGCUUUAUAAAUCCCCAGUAAAUCUUUAAAUACAUUUAAAGAACAAUACAUAAAAACUGAAGUUUUAUGUGCACAUUAUCUUAAGACAGCCAUGAUAUAAUUAUGAGCAAAUAUACUGGCAGUUCAACCUCCCCACAAAGAAGGGAUACUUGCUCAAGAAAAUAAUGCACUUUAUAAUGAACAGGAAGUUUAAUAUAUACAAAUAAAAUAGAAAAAAUUAAUUUCUUACAGACUGGUUAGUGAUAAUAUGCCACACAAAAAUUGCCUUUAUUACCUUGCUUUAUUAUAUUUUUAUACUAUCAAAAAAGAAUGUUUUGUCACAAAUGAAUAAUGGACAAAGCCACAGAUGAAUAAUGGACAAAGAGAGAGGAGGCCACUAACAUGUUUACAAUUAGAAAUAUCUAAAACCCAUUUAUAACUGGCUAAAAAAAUAGAUAAAAGUAAUUAAAGCAAUAUUUUUAAAGUAAGGAAAAAGCUAAUCUGGCUAUGUUUGAGAUUUUAAUUGUCAUACUUUCAGAUUAUGAAUGGGGGGAGUUAAAUGCUUGAAAUAUCUGUUUUAAGAGAAUGAAAAAAAAAGUGUGCCUACAUGUGGCUAUGUUGUUAUAAGCCAGAGGAAACUGUCAAGUCAUGUCCCUCACUCACAGCAAUAAACAAACAAAA
Molecule: messenger RNA, 3700 nt
Organism: Kogia breviceps (pygmy sperm whale)
Lineage: Eukaryota; Metazoa; Chordata; Mammalia; Artiodactyla; Physeteridae
Source: RefSeq, a predicted model, not a curated record